Messenger RNA from Pogonomyrmex barbatus (red harvester ant), 785 nucleotides. RefSeq lists its product as uncharacterized. Lineage: Eukaryota; Metazoa; Arthropoda; Insecta; Hymenoptera; Formicidae. Gene Ontology annotation, molecular function: CoA-ligase activity. The record is from RefSeq and is a predicted model, not a curated record.
UGGCAACCUACUUUAUCUACUUGUUUCGUGGCAGCAGUUACAUUGCACUAAAUGCGCAAUUCUUACAUGUCACAAACAGCCUCGUUCCUAUUCGUUUUAACAAUUGUUUAACGCGGAACAUAUAAAAUCUCUUAUUGCUUCAUUAACAAAGUAUAAAUAGCAGCAUUGUCGCGUUUAAGAUUUUACAUCUAAGCUGAAUGUUUGUAACAGAAUGGGUGAUUCAAAAAAUUUUACCGUGGAAAAUGGUAUUUACAAGGGUCGAGUAACCAAUCUGGAUAACUACAAAAGUUUCGGAGAAUUGAUCUGGAUCAACAUUAGAAAACAUGGCGAUAAAAUUGCACGCGAAAACAUUGUAAACAUGACUAAUUUGCGAUUGCUGUGGUUUUCUCCUCUUUAUUGGAUGAGCGGGCUAUUGUUGAACUUGUAUGCGAUAAUAGACGGUGCCACAGCGAUCCUUUAUCCGGAAUUUGAUGAGGAGAUGACUUGUCGACUGAUUGAGAAGUACAAAAUAGAACUUGUUUACCUUCCUACAAUUAUGAUUAAUCAGUUUCUCAGAGAAGAUUACAUAACAAAAUAUUCAUUAUCUUCCUUGAGUGUUGUAUUGUGUGGCGGUAUGGCAUUAAGACCAAAAAUACAAGAGAAACUAAGACGUAAUUUACCUCAUGCUCAGAUAUUGCAAGGUUAUGGUAAAUAUCAUUAUAAUGCGUAAAAAUUAUAUAAAGUAUUCUGUACAAUUAGCGGAGGUACAUUUUUAAAACAAUUAGAGCUAAUAAAAAUGUCGGAAC